AUGGCCGGUAAAUCGGACGGCCAGCGAGAAGAGAACCGUCGGCGAGAAGCGGCUGUGGAUGUUUUGGCUGGGAUCGGUCUUUUGCUUUUGUUUGGAAUCGCCGGCGGCUUUUGCCUUCUCAUAGAGGCAGUCAAGGAGUUGGCGGAAGCGAAACGAUCCCACCGCGCUCGCCCGCUACGAAAUCAACAUCGAGUCGCCAUUGCUCAAAAUUCAGCCGGGAUCGUGGAAGUGGAUUCGGGCUACGCACUUGCCAGCGCAGAAAGAACCACCGGUCUCCGGAACCUAGACGAUCAACGCCUGCUCGUCUCGUUUGUCCUAAUCCUUCUAUUUGGGCUGAUCGGCUUCCGCCUGCUCUCCACUGUUCUCUGGCUCAUCCUUGGGGGCGUAGAAUUACUGGUUCUUGGUACCGCGCUCGUCAUGUUUAUGAUGCUAUUUUUCAAUCCAAGAACUAAC
Messenger RNA from Mesorhabditis spiculigera, 453 nucleotides. The record is from the annotation of a GenBank genome assembly. NCBI's taxonomy places the organism in Eukaryota, Metazoa, Nematoda, Chromadorea, Rhabditida, Rhabditidae.